Molecule: messenger RNA, 2530 nt
Organism: Theobroma umbraticum
Lineage: Eukaryota; Viridiplantae; Streptophyta; Magnoliopsida; Malvales; Malvaceae
Product: receptor like protein 27-like
Molecular function (GO): protein binding
Source: RefSeq, a predicted model, not a curated record
AUGGCGUUUAAAUCAAAUCUGGGUGGCUUAAUUCGUGAACAACAAGGACAUAGGAGUUUUCCAACUUGGAUAGGAGACCUUACCCAUAUAACUCUGCUCAAACUGCAGGAAAACAAAUUGGUAGGUCCUAUUCCACAGUCAAUCUCUAGGCUUGAGAAUCUCACACUUCUUGAUCUACAAUCAAAUUUUCUAAAUGGCAGUGUGAAAUUUGACUUGCUUGUCAAGUCAAAAGAGCUCAUCAGACUCCAACUUUCAGGAAACAAUUUGUCUUUGACAAAUGUCAACAUCAAUUUCACUCUUCCUAAGUUCAAGCUUUUGGGAUUGGCUUCAUGCAACUUGCUUGAGUUCCCAAAUUUUCUGCGUCGUCAAGAUGAAUUGGAGUUUCUGGAACUUGCUAACAACAAUAUUCAAGGCAAAAUUCCAAAAUGGAUUUGGACCAUUGGAAAAGAAACACUAUCCUAUUUAGAUGUUGCUUAUAAUUUUCUGACAGGAUUUGAGGAGCUUCCAGCUGUUCUUCCAUGGAAAAGGUUAACAAUUUUGGAUCUUAGAUCUAACAAGCUCCAUGGAUCACUCCCCAAUCCACCACCUUCUGUCAUCACUUAUUUUGUCUCAAACAACUCACUAACAGGGGAAAUCUCACCAAUGUUCUGCCAUCUGUCUUCUCCUGCUGUCUUGGAGUUUUCGAAUAACAAUUUGAGUGGAAUGCUGCCACCAUGUUUGGCCAACCUUAGUGCCUCUCUGAAAGUACUCAAUUUCCAAAAUAAUCACUUCACCAGUGACAUUCCUCAAACGUAUGUGAGGGGUUGUUCAUUGAGGAUGAUAAACUUCGCGCAGAAUCAGUUGCAGGGGAAGAUACCAAGAUCACUGGCCUAUUGCACCACGUUGGAAGCUCUUAAUCUUGGAAAAAAUGAAAUAAAUGAUACUUUCCCCUCUUGGUUGGGCGUUCUUCCAAACCUUAAAGUUCUGGUCUUGAGAUCCAAUCGAUUACAUGGUGCGAUAAGGAAACCUCAAAGCAGCUCUGAAUUCUCGAAGUUGCAAAUAAUCGACAUCUCUGACAAUAAUUUGGGAGGUGAGUUGCCACUGGGGCAUUUCAAUAUAUGGAAUGCAAUGAAAGUUGCCAAAGCAGGUAACUUAUCAUACAUGAAUGCGACCACAGGCUUUCAGAGUAAAGAAUUUUCAUGGUCUGAUUACUACCGCUACUCAAUUGAAUUGACAAAUAAAGGCGUGGAACUAGAAUAUGAGAGCGUUCAAGAUUCCUUCACUGCCAUUGAUCUCUCGAACAACAAAUUUAAUGGAGAAAUUCAUGAAGACAUUGGAAAUUUGAAGGCACUUAAUAUGCUUAACCUUUCAAACAACAAUCUCACCGGUCAUAUCCCAUCAUCCUUGGCCAGUUUAACACAUCUUGAAUCGUUGGACCUCUCUCGAAACAAGCUCUCAGGAGAAAUCCCUCGCCAACUGGUACAACUCACAUUCCUCUCAUUCUUUGAUGUCUCUCAUAACAGUCUCGAAGGGCCCAUACCUAGUGGAAGACAGUUUAGUACAUUUGAUACUAAUUCAUUCCUCGGAAAUUUGGGAUUGUGUGGGCCCUUUGCCCAAAAAUGUGGAAUUCCUGAAAAGUCCUCAGGGCAAGAUCCUUUGAACUCUGAAGAAGAUAAAGGCAUCGGAAGUCUGUUUACGUUUGAUUGGAAAGUAGUUUUGGUGGGAUUUGCAGCUGGGCUAAUCAUUGGAAUGCCUCUAGGUUGUAACUUUAUUAACAGGAAGCAUGGGAGGUUUUUAAUGGUUUUGGGAAACAAGCAAUUGGGAAGAAGAGAGAAAAAGAGGAGGCACAAAUUUUGUUUUUGAAGAACCAUAAAUGGUUUCUUAAAGCAAAUUGUCUUUUGGUGACCAGUGUUGAAGUAUUGGGUUUCGUUUCUGGGAAGCGCUUCACUGGUUUGGCAAUGGAGGUUCGCGGGAAACUCAAGUUUGUUAAAGAAGAAGAAGAGGGGUACAUGACUUGCAUGUGCCUCAUGUAAAUGAUAUGUUGUUUGGCUCUAUUGCUAGUGUCGUGUUAUAACUUCUGUUUGUUCUUGUUUUAACUUGCCAAAACUGUGCCGUUGCAUUCAGCCAUUUUUUACUUUAAUUUACGAGCUGCUAGAAAGGAAUAUUUUGCAGUCUCCAAUGCAAAAUUUUCCUCCGUUGUUUGCUGUGGCCAGGUGGCCUUCUCUGUUGGUUUUCUUGUUUCUCUCACCUCCAUCAACCGUGUGUAUAUGAGAGGUUUAUGUGUUUAAUGAAACGAUGAGGUCUUAUGCCGUUUUAGCUUCACAACUAUUUUUCUCUCACUUCUCUCCCGAUUUCUCCUUUUUCUUUCUCUGUUCAUGUUCAUCAUUUUUACCCAGAAAUUCAUGGUUUCUCAACAACCAGUCACCUAGGCAAUUUUGCUAAGGUGCAUGGAAGGAGCCGAUUCAGAUUCGGAUGAAUCUCUUAGGUUCAAUUGAGGACUUCUCUUACAUUGAAUAGAAAGGAAUGUCUUCCGAAGUUUAAAUUUCUACGU